CUCCCUCUGGUCUCCCUGCAUUUUUUUCCUAUAUUUAUACACAACACCCACACCCACCACCGUCUCCACCUCCACAACCACCCUCCCACCCACCCACCCAUAUCCCACCCCACAAUGCAAAAACGAUACAAGACAAAGUUCCCCGUCGCCCGCAUAAAAAAGAUCAUGCGCACAGACGACGAGGUCGGCAAGGUCGCCCAGGUCACUCCCGUGCUCAUAUCCAAAGCCCUCGAGCUGUUUAUGGCCGCUCUUAUCGACCAGACCUGCAGAGAGACCAGGACGAGGAAUGCGAAAAAGAUGACCACCGCUCAUUUAAAACGAACCAUACUAGAAGUCGACACCUUCGAUUUCCUCGCGCCGCUCGUCGAAGCCCUGCCCGACCCCGGCGGCGGCGGCGGCCCUACCGAAGCCGGUGACGCGUCUCCCACAACAACAGCGGUAUCAUCGUCCAUAACGACAGCUGCGGGAGGGGAUGAGGAGGGGGAGGCCGCGAAGGGGAAGGCGAAGGGUGCGAGACGGGGGAGGAGUGCUGCGGGCGCGUCGAAGGAGGGGAGGGUGAAGGAUGAAGAAGAGGAGGAGUUUGUUUGAAUGUUUGGCGCCUGGUUGGGCGGGCGUUUAUACGGCGGGAGAGGGAAAUCGCCCGUCUCUUGCUUCCACACGGUGUCGCGUGUGUGUGUGGUUUUUUUUUUUUUGGAUAUCGCUUCCAACUAUCUCGGUUGGGGGUGACGAGCGAGGGAGACAGAGGACAUUCCGUUGCCAUGCUCCCUCCUGGGCCUUGUACAUGUGUUGUGUCUAGAACCUAGAGAGUCGCUAUCUAUUCCCCAAAAAAUUUCCCCGAGCAAUCCUAAUCUGACUGCCCUAAUUCCUACAUCAACUACGCACGCUAUACAUACAGGAUAUACGCCCCCCUUUCCCUUUCCUCACCUACAACCCAACCCCAACCCUAA
This is a messenger RNA of Fimicolochytrium jonesii, 947 nucleotides long. Its product is annotated as histone-fold-containing protein. The transcript is spliced from 3 exons. Lineage: Eukaryota; Fungi; Chytridiomycota; Chytridiomycetes; Spizellomycetales; Powellomycetaceae. Bases 115 to 588 code for a protein of 157 amino acids. The record is from RefSeq and is a predicted model, not a curated record. Gene Ontology annotation, molecular function: core promoter sequence-specific DNA binding; RNA polymerase II general transcription initiation factor activity; protein heterodimerization activity. Gene Ontology annotation, cellular component: negative cofactor 2 complex; nucleus. Gene Ontology annotation, biological process: negative regulation of transcription by RNA polymerase II; transcription by RNA polymerase II; positive regulation of transcription by RNA polymerase II.